AUGGGCAAAUCUAGACCUCACAAGAAGAAGGCUUCGAAGUCGCGUGAAAAGUCCGUUCUCCGAGCUGGCGGUUCAGUAUCCAAACAGAAAAUGACCGAAGAUCCUGCGACACUCCUUGAGCAAGCGGUCGUCUUACUUCAAACGGGGCAAGCAGAUGCAGCGCUUGCAGCAGCUCAGCAGGCUUUCAAUUCUGCGCCCGCCAAUUCCCCCACUCAACUAUCAGCCCUGAAUACUAUUGGCGAGAUCUACGUCGAACUGGGGGAUAUCAAUGCUGCGAGAGAAUGCUUUUUACGUGUGGUGGAGCUCGACCCGAAUGGCACAAUACCCGAGUCCGAAGGGGGUGGUGCGGAGAAGUUUUUAUGGCUGGCUCAAUUGAGCGAAGCGGGAGGGAAGGAUAGUGUCCAGUGGUUUGAGAAAGGUGUUUCGGCUCUAAGAACAAUCAUCCAGCAGUUGGAGGAAAAGCAGGACCCUCAGACCGCUGCUGAGUUGGCAGAAAAGAAGAAGAAGAUGGCGAAUGCACUCUGCGGAGUAGCGGAAAUCUACAUGACAGAUCUCUCUUGGGAAGAAGAUGCCGAAAACCAGUGCGAAUCUCUCAUAACGGAAGCUCUCUUGGUUGAUCCUCAAGCGCCCGAAGUCCUCCAGACACUAGCAUCCAUCAGGAUAUCCCAAUUACGACAAGAUGAUGCCCGAGCCGCACUCUCCCGAAGUCUUGAGCUAUGGAAAGACUUGCCUCCUGAAGAUCCAAAGGUUCCAGAGUUUGCAACUCGAGUCAGUCUUGCGCGUCUACUCAUGGAAGUUGCAAUGGAAUUGGAAGCCCUCGAAGUCUUGGAACGUUUGAUUCUCGAAGAUGACCAGAGCGUGGAAGCAUGGUACCUGGGCGGUUGGUGUCUUUAUCUUCUCGCGGAGAAGCGACAGGCCCCCAAGGACGCAGAAGCAGAAGCAUCGCCCGAGUCACAACGACAAGCUUCCCUUGUCGCCAGUCGCGAAUGGUUGAAACAGAGUUUGACCCUCUACGACCUGGUCCAAUAUGAAGAUGAAAGACUCAAGGAGCAUGCUCUUGAGCUGGUUGAAGAGAUGAACAAAGAAAUAGGCGAGGAUAUGGAAGAUGACAGCAACGCCGAGGAUGCCGAAGGGGAGGAAGGGGAAGGGGAUUGGGAAGAUGAGAUCGAGGACGAGUCAGAUGAAGACCACGAGAUGGCGGAUUGA
Messenger RNA from Aspergillus fischeri NRRL 181, 1206 nucleotides. RefSeq names its product ACL4 family protein. Bases 1 to 1206 code for a protein of 401 amino acids. The transcript is spliced from 2 exons. Gene Ontology annotation, molecular function: protein binding. The record is from RefSeq and is a predicted model, not a curated record. Lineage: Eukaryota; Fungi; Ascomycota; Eurotiomycetes; Eurotiales; Aspergillaceae.